AUGCCUGCGAACGGAAAACAAACAAUAAAACUGCUCAAACCCCUUCGACUUUUACUAUUGGGGGCGCCAGGAUCCGGUAAAGGGACACAGACUUCACGACUACUAGAAAGAAUUCCUCAGUUGUUCUCAAUUUCCUCGGGCGACAUUUUACGUCAAGAAGUAAAAUCUGAAUCAACUCUGGGUCGGGAGGCUGCUACUUAUAUUGCUCAGGGGAAGUUAUUGCCGGAUGAUCUCAUAACGCGUCUGAUAACGUUUCGUCUUUCAGCAUUAGAUUGGUUAAAACCGUCAGCUGCAUGGUUACUCGAUGGAUUUCCUCGAACUACUCCACAAGCUUCCGCUUUGGACGAGCUUCUGAAACAACAUGAUGCCAGUUUAAACUUGGUGGUAGAGUUAGAUGUGCCCGAAUCCACCAUAUUGGAAAGAAUUGAGAAUAGAUAUGUUCACAUUCCUAGUGGAAGAGUAUAUAAUUUGCAAUAUAAUCCCCCGAAAGUACCUGGGCUAGAUGAUAUCACUGGUGAACCAUUAACCAAAAGACUUGAUGACACCGCUGAAGUGUUUAAGAAACGACUGGAAGAGUACAAUCAAACAAAUGAGCCGUUAAAAGAGUACUACAGAAGUAGUGGGAUUUUAAGUACCGUCUCAGGAGAAACCUCAGAUAUUAUCUUCCCUAAGUUAUUGAACCUAAUAACCAGAAAAUUUGGCCAUUAG
Messenger RNA from Saccharomyces mikatae IFO 1815, 708 nucleotides. RefSeq names its product adenylate kinase ADK2 (gene ADK2). Gene Ontology annotation, molecular function: AMP kinase activity; ATP binding. Gene Ontology annotation, biological process: nucleobase-containing compound metabolic process. Gene Ontology annotation, cellular component: mitochondrion; cytoplasm. NCBI's taxonomy places the organism in Eukaryota, Fungi, Ascomycota, Saccharomycetes, Saccharomycetales, Saccharomycetaceae. The record is from RefSeq and is a predicted model, not a curated record. Bases 1 to 708 code for a protein of 235 amino acids. The transcript has a single exon.